AUGCUUAUAUUUGAUUCUUCUAAAUCGUCUUCACAAGAAGUUGAUGCCCUAAAUCUUAGAGAGAACAUUGAUAAUUCUAGUGAUUCCCCGAAACCCUUUGCUUCUUGUUCAGAUUCGAAUGUGGGUUCAGAUCCAAUUCCUGUUUUAAAUCAAGAUUUACAAAUUCAUAUCCCACAUUCUUGGUCAGUGGAUCCUAUUUACUCGUUUAAGAAGACUAAUCGACAAUGUUCGGAAACUACUCACAACGAAUUUGGUCAGCCUUCCAACCCUAAAUCGCAGCAGUUAGCGUCUUCUUCGAUUGCUCGACAAUGGAUCGUGUUAUUGAUCAUGUAUCUGUCGCUUGGUGUGGUUAUAUAUUGUAGUAGGGAAAAUUUCAUAGAUUCUGAGACUCAUGUGGCUGUUGAUGCUCUUUAG
This is a messenger RNA of Lactuca saligna, 414 nucleotides long. NCBI's taxonomy places the organism in Eukaryota, Viridiplantae, Streptophyta, Magnoliopsida, Asterales, Asteraceae. The record is from the annotation of a GenBank genome assembly.